Messenger RNA from Cotesia glomerata, 2311 nucleotides. RefSeq names its product dual specificity protein phosphatase 10-like. Lineage: Eukaryota; Metazoa; Arthropoda; Insecta; Hymenoptera; Braconidae. The record is from RefSeq and is a predicted model, not a curated record. Gene Ontology annotation, biological process: negative regulation of MAPK cascade; protein dephosphorylation. Gene Ontology annotation, molecular function: protein tyrosine/threonine phosphatase activity; MAP kinase tyrosine/serine/threonine phosphatase activity. Bases 269 to 2065 code for a protein of 598 amino acids. The transcript has 6 exons. Gene Ontology annotation, cellular component: cytoplasm; cytosol.
UCAUAAAAGUUACCACAGUACUCGCGCAACCACGGACCUCAGUGCCUCGUUUAAAACCAUUUUUAUUUAUAAGUUCUAAUUUUAUCUUAAUUUUUUUUAUAAAACUCUAGUCAGACUCUUAGAAGAAAUUCCGGUGACCUCUGCAAAAAUUCAUGAGUCACGUCUUAUUCGUGGAUUUUACAUAUGGUCAACUUGUUUAUUUUUUAAUACGGUGACAACCGCAUAUACCCAUACAUUCAUAUAUAGGUAUAUUUAUUUAUAAAAAAACAUGAGCGCUAAAAUAUCAGCAGCGAGACCAUCAGACGCUCAGUCUUCAUUGAGCCCGCGGUCGCCGAUUAUUUCUUCCAGUGAUGUCAGUGGUGGAAUAAACAAGUGCAAAGUAGUUAAUCUGGAAGUUAUUAAAUCCGGUGUAAAACGACCCGCGGAUUUUGAAAUUGACACACCGAAUUUAUUGCUGACUAUCGGACAAGAUAACCACAAUAAUAAUUUAAAAGAUAGCAUGCCCUCGUUAAGCAGAAAUUGUCCAACAAUUCCACGAAUUAAGCGUCUUAAUUUUCAACGAUUUAAGAUUUCUCCACCCUCGAGCCCGGCAGAUUACAAAAAACCAACAAUGUCAACCCUAGUCUACGAGCCGGUUUCACGACCUCGGGACAACCUGAAGCUGGCAUUGAACCGAAGUCUCUCUGAGCCAGGUCCAGGUCCAGCUGAACGGUACCUGCUGACGCCGAGUUCGCCGACUCUGUCGACGAUUUCUUCAAGCAGCAGCAACCAGGAUGCCAGUGGUGGCAGCACCAACAGCAUCGACAUCGGCGACGACAUCCACCGUCUUCACCACCAGUCUUACAAUCUUCAGUUCAACUACCUCCGAAGUGUCUUACCCACCAGCUCGUGUUCAAAGCGGUCCAAGCUAGAAGCAGGGAUCGCUUCUCUCCCAACGAGUCCUUGCCUUCCUGACGCCGGCAAUCUCCAGAGACAGCUGGUGCUCCAAAAGUGCAGGACCAUCGAUUCCGAUGUUCUCGCCAGCAGGAUCAACACCACCACUGGCCUGGUGAUUCUCGACUGUCGGCCGUUCACUGUUUACAAUGCUAGCCAUAUUCGCGGCGCGAUUAAUUUAAAUUGCUGUGAUCGCAUCAAUAGAAAGCGACUCCUGCAGAAAAAAGUCGCUCUAGCUGAUCUCACUCCUGAGAAAGACGACAAGGAAUUGCUCAGGCGAAAAAAUUACCGAGAAGUUGUCAUUUAUGAUGACUGCUCCGAUGGAUUGGAACAUUUGCCUGCGGAACAUCCGCUUUUUUUGGUACUCACUGCUCUUGUUGAAGAUAAUAAAGAACCUGCGCUUUUACUUGGAGGUCACCGAGAAUUCCAGCGAAGACACCGCGACCUUUGCGAGGACACGCUUUUACCGGGGAACUCGAUGUCCCUGCCAUCUGGCUGCCCGAGCCCUGGACCAGGAUGUCCGGUGAUAAUGAGUCCGUGCCCGACGACUCCCCAGCCAGCGGACAUCGACAACCAUCCGGCGUCGCGCGUUCUGCCGUUUCUGUACCUGGGGAACGGCCGCGAUGCCGCGGAUCUCCAGCUCCUCCAAGCUCUGGGGGCUACUCGUGUCCUCAAUGUUACGUCACAGCUACCUGGGUACCAUGAGUCACGUGGCAUCACCUACCUCCAAAUACCCGCCAAUGAUUCUGGGCAUCAGAACUUGAAGCAAUAUUUUGAAGAAGCGUUCAAUUUUAUUGAGGAUGCAAGAAAAGCCGGCUGCAGCGUACUGGUGCAUUGCCAAGCCGGAAUAUCACGUAGCGCGACAAUAGCGAUCGCAUACAUAAUGCGACACAAAGGCCUGGCAAUGAUCGACGCAUACAAACUGGUGAAAAAUGCGCGUCCCAUAAUAAGUCCAAACCUGAACUUCAUGGGCCAGUUGCUCGAGCUCGAGCAAGGACUGAAGGCAGCUAGCGACUGCGCUCCCGCAGCGCCCUCGGAGGAACAGAACAAACAGGAACCUAACCUGCAGGAGGAGAAGAGUCACUACCAGUGGAGUCAUACCGAACAAGUUACCUCCGGCUGCAGUGUUUAGAUUGUUUAUUGAAUUAAUUAAGUGCGCGUAUCAUGUUAACAUAUCGCAACGUGUCUUUUGUUAUUAUUAUUACGAUUAUUAUUAUUGUAAUUAAUUAAUCCGGCCGAUCGGUAAAAGUCUGAUGAUAAAUAUCUAAGAGGUCGCCGGCUGUAAUGAGAUUGUACUUAUAACCUAUAACAGGGAUUUGUGUGGACAUUGUUUUAAGACUGGACGGUUUUAGCUUCUCGUGCAGAUUUAGUUUUUAAU